This is a messenger RNA of Nerophis lumbriciformis (worm pipefish), 882 nucleotides long. The record is from RefSeq and is a predicted model, not a curated record. NCBI's taxonomy places the organism in Eukaryota, Metazoa, Chordata, Actinopteri, Syngnathiformes, Syngnathidae.
AUGCGGUGCUGCCUGCUGGCCACCUUGCUGGCGCUGCCCCUGUUGGCCGCCGAAAUCCCUUUCCUGACCGGCCGGGUAGUCGACGAGGCCGGCUUGCUUUCCCCGGCCGCCGUCGCCCGCAUCGAGCAGAGCCUGCAGCGCCUGGAAGGCGAUACCGGCGCACAGGUGGUGGUGCUAACCCUCGAUCGACUCGACGGCGAACCGAUCGAAGACUUCGCCAUCCAGGUGGUCGAAUCAUGGCGGCUCGGCCGCCAGCAGGUCGACGACGGAGCUCUGCUGCUGAUCGUCAGCGGCGAGCGCAAGAUGCGCCUCGAAGUCGGCUACGGCCUGGAGCCGACCCUGACCGACGCAACCUCGCGGCGGGUGCUCGACGACGUGAUCAAACCCCGGUUUCGCGCUGGCGACUUCGAAGGCGGGAUCGCUGCCGGCAUCGCCGCCGUCGACGGCCUGGUCCGCGGCCAGGAUCCCCUGCCGGCGCCGGGCUCCGGCACUACAGAUUCAUCUCCCUGGUCCAGUCGCCUGGUGAUGCUGGGGAUCUUCACGGUAGUGGUCGGUGGCUUUUCGCUCACCGCGGUCUACAGCAGCGGCCUGGGCGCGAUCCUGCCCUUGCUCUGGGCUUGGAUCCCCGGCGGGCUCUGGCUGCUGCUAUUUCCACCCGCCUGGUUUUGGAUGCACAAGACAGCGGCCGGGCAGAACCACAAAGCGCGCCGCUUCCAGCGUGCCAUGGAGCGUGGCGGCUCGGGGUGGUCCAGCCGGCGACGGCGCAAUUCGGGCGGCGGGUUCUCCGGUGGAGGGUUCUCGGGCGGCGGAUUUUCCGGUGGCGGCGGGUUCUCGGGCGGCGGCGGCAGCUUCGGCGGUGGUGGUGCUUCAAGUAGCUGGUAG